CGAAAGCCGGCCGGGCGGCUCCUCACACGCCGCCGGGGCCUCUUCCUCCUCGGCCGCCGGAGCGUCUCCCUUUCCCGCCGCUGAGCUGGAAACCUCAAGCCUUGCCAGCAUUCCUGAAACACGAGGCAGUUGCCACAUUGGGGAACAGUGCUCAGAAGACCCACAAAUGAUAUGAGACAUGAGUGUUGGACGCAGAAGAUUAAAGUUGCUGGGAAUUCUGAUGAUGGUAAACUUCUUUAUAUAUGUUAUCGUGGAAGUCUCAAAGAGCACUGGCCAAGAGAAGAAUUCCAAAGGACAUGUUGUAGUACCUCACAAGAAGUUUUGGAGGAAGUAUACUCCUCACAAGGCAUACUGGAAUAAACAGCAGCAGAAGCUGGAACGAGUCUACAAUCCCAUUUUGGCAUUGCUUUCCAAUAUGACUCCAGAAGAAAAUUUAUCAUCUAAUGGUAGCUUUUUGAAUUCCUGUGACCCUGAUCCCUUUGUAGCUUCAGAAGUUACUGGCUUUGCGGAUUUGCCUGAUAGGUUUAAAGACUUCUUAUAUUACCUGAGAUGUAGAAACUAUUCAUUAUUAGUGGAUCAGCCCCACAAGUGCAAACGCAAACCUUUUCUGCUUCUGGCUAUCAAAUCGCUCAUACCACAUUUUGACAGGAGACAGGCAAUUCGUGAGUCUUGGGGGAAAGAAAUUAGAUCUGGAGAUGUAACUGUUGUCAGAGUCUUUUUAUUGGGAGAGACCCCUCCAGAGGAUAAUUAUCCAAAUCUCUCAGAUAUGCUCAAAUUUGAGAGUGAAACCCACCAAGACAUUCUUCUGUGGAACUAUAGAGAUACUUUCUUCAACUUGACUCUGAAAGAAGUGCUAUUUCUGAAAUGGGUCAGUAACACCUGCCCGGAUGCCCAGUUUAUUUUUAAGGGAGAUGAUGAUGUUUUUGUGAAUACCCAUCAGAUCCUGGAUUACUUGAAAAGUUUAACCAAGGAUAAAGCCAAAGACUUAUUCAUAGGGGAUGUGAUUAAAGAUGCUGGACCUCAUCGUGAAAAGAAACUGAAAUAUUAUAUUCCAGAAAGUAUUUAUGAAGGCUCUUAUCCUCCAUAUGCAGGAGGGGGUGGGUUUCUCUAUUCUGGUGAUCUGGCACUAAGGUUAACCAAUGCAUCUGACCAGGUCCUUCUCUAUCCUAUAGAUGAUGUGUAUACUGGAAUGUGCCUUCAGAAACUUGGGCUUGCUCCAGAAAAACACAAAGGCUUCAGGACAUUUGACAUUGAAGAAAAACACAGAAAUAACAUUUGUUCCUACACAAAUCUCAUGUUAGUUCACAGCAGGAAGCCUCAAGAAAUGAUUAAAAUUUGGACACACUUGCAGGAUCCACAUUUAAGUUGUUGAGCCUCUUGUAUGGGAGUGUGUUACAUCCAAAAGCUCUUUCUAGAUUGGAUUUAAAUUUCUCAGUGAAACAAGUAACACUGUCCUCAACUGGUGGCUUGUUUUGCAAAUCAAAAUCAGCUAUAAACAAUUUGUCCAGUACUUCAAAAAGUGAGAGUCCAUCACAUUUUGAGGAUAUGGCAUGGAGAUAGUCCUUAAUCUUUCUACUGUCAAAUUCCAGUACUUCACAUAAUAAAACACUUAACAAUUAAUAGCCUUUUGAAGUUGUGAUUAUUUGGCCCCUGUAAUAUUUAAAGUCUGUGUCUCCUGGUAGUAGAAGCCAUACAGUUCUUUUUCUGCAGUUGAAAUACCUUUGUUGUAAAUUCAGGGAAGUAACUUCUACAUGGAUGAAGCCCUGACUUUCCUUUUCUCUCCACACCAUGCUUAUCCCACUGCUGAACAGUAUUCAAUUAAAUGUGAUGGGACAUUUGUGAAGUCUUUGUGAUAGUACGUGUAAAAGUUUGAGUGAUCCAUCUACUUUUUUCAGAGAAGCCACACUACUUAAAGCUUGACGUAUAAUUUCGGAGGACAAGUUUGUUCUUUUUUUUUUUUUAAUGGAGUGGGCUAAUGGACAAACACUUUCACCUGCAUCAGGACUUUCACUUAGUAGGCUUGAUGCUCAGUUGUUGUCUUUGCUGAUAGAGUUAUUUGGACAGUUUGAUUUGAUUCACUAAACUCAUAUGAAACUGCUUUAUCGAUUCAGAAAGGUUGCAGGCGAGACUUUAAACUGGUUGCAUUGAUUUUUGAGAUGCCAAGUGUUUGAAGCCUGAAAUUGCAAAGAGGGCAAGGGGGGGGGGGGAAUCUCACUGAUCCAGAACUCCUGUUUGCCAUAUCUUCAUGCGUGUCAUAUCAGACAAGUACCCAGAACAGUGACUGCUUUCUUUAUGUAGAAGUGCCUGUAUUUAUUGUUCAAACUGAAGACCAAAACACUUUCUUAAAAAUAUUUUGUGUAACAAUUUAUUUGUAUAGUGUUUGUCAAGUCAUAUUUAAAUAGAAAUACUAUUUUAAAUGUGUUGAGAUGUUAGGUAUUAAAUAAAAGUUAAUUGUUUUUGAAUCUGGAAAAAAUGUAAUUUAAGUAAUGCUUUGUGUACGUCCCAGAGUUGUGUAGCAAUUCACUCUGUAACAAACUGUGUUAGGAGCAUGUUGGAGCUUACAUUUACUAGAGUACUCUUAUGGCCUAAUCUGACCAGCUGUAUGAGCAGCAAAGCUUAUAAAUGCGGAUGUUCCUUUUGUCCGUUAGCAUACUAGUGCGGUUCCUGUUACUGUAUUGCUAUGCGAGCAAGGUGUGAUCAGACUGCAGCACUGGAUGACAUUUUGUGCUGGCAAGCCCCUCUGCUCCUCUUGGGUGAAGCAGUGCUGCCUUGGAACCCUUUUUACAAGGGAUGGUUAAUGGCCUAGUGAGGUGCCGUUCUGGUGGUAGGUUGCUAAAGAGGCACUUUUUAUAGUUGCUUUGUUGCUAAAGGUGACACAGGCAGCUACACUUUUAAAAGCACACAUAAUGCUUUUCUCUUGCUAUCCAAAGGAUUAGAGCAAUGGCAUCCCACCACACUCAUAAAAGUUUAAUGGACAUGGACCUACCUAUAUUGUUUUUCUCAUUGUUGCAUCCAAAAUGGUGUUUGAAGGGAAACCAGUUAAAAUCGUUCCAUCCGGUUAAAAUCAUGCCAUCCCACUGAUACAGUUGCAUGCUCACAUCAGCAAGGGAAAUGUACUUUUCCAUAUAAUUUUGUACGUAUGGACAUCUUUUCUCUUUUGUCUUAUUUUUCUGUAUUAAAUUUCUUUUUUUGCAGAUGCUCCAGUGCUUAUUUGCUUCCUAAAGCUCCAUAUUACCUGAGGUCUCUAAAUUUUAUGAAGAGAUAAAAAUCAUUUUGUUUGAACUCUAUUUUUGUAAGUAAAAUAAAAUUAUCUUUUUGAAUUCUAAGUUCAGUGUGUUGCUGCCAGAUCUGGUUAGGAACUGUCAGAAAUUUUUCUGUAAUGUUCUAGAACUUUGAUUUUUUGACAUCAGUUUUAUUAGAAAAUUUCUGCCAUUGCAAACUCAGAAUAUAUGUCAUUUCAUUAGCAUUAUUUUAUGGUGGUUAAUAUUGCUAGGUGUUACACAAAUUAAAACGGAAGGCAAUUGCAGCAGUGCAGUCUAAAUAAGACAGAGAUAGGAGAUUAUAAGGGGCAAGAAGGGAGUUUCUUCCCUACUAGGGUCGAAAAAACAUUACUGUGCAAUUUAAAUAGCAAACAACCAAAGCAGAUGGUUGUGGAAUGAAGCAUAAUUUGAGAUCUCUGUAGUUUUCAAGGUUUUUUUCGGAUGGCCAAUAUAGCUGUUGGUUUGUCUAUACGGGUGAACUUCAUUCAUAUGGUUUUCCAAAACAAUAAAAUGAUAUCUUGAAAAAUAUUGGAGUGUUGGUUAAU
Messenger RNA from Eublepharis macularius, 3805 nucleotides. RefSeq names its product UDP-GlcNAc:betaGal beta-1,3-N-acetylglucosaminyltransferase 2 (gene B3GNT2). Gene Ontology annotation, molecular function: hexosyltransferase activity. The transcript has 3 exons. Bases 179 to 1372 code for a protein of 397 amino acids. Lineage: Eukaryota; Metazoa; Chordata; Lepidosauria; Squamata; Eublepharidae. Gene Ontology annotation, cellular component: membrane. The record is from RefSeq and is a predicted model, not a curated record.